Botrytis cinerea B05.10 is the source of this 624-nucleotide messenger RNA. RefSeq lists its product as hypothetical. The transcript has 2 exons. The record is from RefSeq and is a predicted model, not a curated record. The coding region runs from base 142 to 489 and encodes 115 amino acids. Lineage: Eukaryota; Fungi; Ascomycota; Leotiomycetes; Helotiales; Sclerotiniaceae.
GAUAUUUCUUUCUGUGAAUAGUACUCUCAAUCACUCGCUGUCUUUCUUUCCAACACUUUCACACCAACACGACCACAGCCAUAUACAGUAUUUUGAAGAAAAUUUUCCAAGGCUAGAAAAUAGCGAUAGUUUUCUUUCAACAUGGAGCCAGUCCAAUUUUAUCUCAACUAUAUUUUUCUAUCGAGCUCCUCCCUUCUUUUCGAUUCCUCUAGCCUCUCAAACUCGACUGCCACUGAUGAAUGCAAAGAGAUUGAGGAUAUAGUGUGCAAUCGGAGACUAUACUUAAUAGGAAUGAUGAUAUUAUUCAGCAUCAAUUUUAUUCUCUCUACAAUGCGAUUAUUUUCAAGAAUUCACGACAAUCGCCAACAAACAGUGAGACGAGAUGUUGCAGCGGAAAUUCCAGACUUGCGGGAGGAGAUUAGAUCUAAUAAACUUAAGGAAAAGAGUUCUUCUGAAUUACACUUAAGGGUUUUUGAGAGGAUAACAUAAGACGGUACCAAAAAAGAGAGAGAAAGUUUUCUUGGGAGAUCUGGUAUAAAUCGUUUUGUACAGGGACAUUAAAAUGUGCGAAGAUUCAUAGCGAUUCGUACAUGCAAGCAAUUCAGAGAUAGAAGUACAACAGCA